Messenger RNA from Trypanosoma grayi, 1274 nucleotides. RefSeq lists its product as hypothetical. Gene Ontology annotation, molecular function: microtubule binding. The annotation marks the transcript as partial. Lineage: Eukaryota; Euglenozoa; Kinetoplastea; Trypanosomatida; Trypanosomatidae. The transcript has a single exon. The record is from RefSeq and is a predicted model, not a curated record.
AUGCUGUCCUCCCAAACGGCGUCGAUGAACCAUUCUACGGAGAGCGCCACCAGCAGCCUCCAGCGCUCAGGUCUCAACAUGAGUGUUGGCGACACAAAGUCCAUUGUGCUUGCCCUCCAGGCCCUGCAGGACAAGAUCCGUCGCCUCGAGCAGGACCGCAACCACCACCAGGACCAGUAUGAGCGGGCUCUGCAAGCACAUGAGGCGUACAAGCGAGACAUGGAGCAUCAGCUCGAACAGGAGCGCGCGCACCAUCGACAAAGUGAAAAGGAGUUGCAAGAGAUGGUACAGCGUGCCACAUCUGAAAAGGCUAAGCUGCAAAGUACAUUGGAGGAGAGUCGCAAGGACUUGGGGACUUUUAGGACAGAAUUAGAGGAGAUGCUCGUUAAGGAGUGCGAUGCCGCACAACAGCGGGAGAAUGCCCUAGCUACCGAGGUGGACAAGUUGCGUCAGGAGGUUGAAGAGCAGCGAAAGAAGCAUCGUGCCCUUAUUUCCUCCGUAGAGCAACUUCGCGCCGAGAAGGAGGCGGCACUUGACACCAACCAUCAUUUAGAGCUGGCGAUACAAGAGGUUCUGCGGAUGCAACAAAGUCGUGGGGGCGACCGCUCAUUCUUGCGGAAUGGUGACACCAGCAGAGUAACCGACGCUGGAAGGAACAGACGUGGUGGCCGUCGCGGCCGCACGUACAACAACACGUCGGUAGGUGACUCCAUGCACCGAACGAGCAGCUCCCAUCGUGCUGUCGAUCCACGUGGGAGGGAAAGUCGGCCAACGUCCGCACUUCGCAGCAGCAGUGUCACUCGGCGCACUUACCGUGAUCCAACGUACUCUUCCAUCCAACGUGACGUGCGCAAGGAUGGCGCCGGACAUUCACAUGAGGGAGCCGGUAGCGAGUACGCCCGCCCGCCUCCGUGUGCCGUGGUGCCAACAGUGUCGCGCACCCAACCUGCAACAUCGCCUGAAACGCGGCAGAGCGGCGCCAUGGCGGAGGUGCUGCAGGAAUUGCAGGCGGAGCUUGAGAGUCUCCACCAGCAGUACAAGGAGACGGUUGAGCGCGCGGCGGCUGAGGAACUCUCAACGGAGGUCCUCACAGCGGCACUGAAUCGCCUCGCCACAGUGAUGGAUCGCAAGACGGAGCAGAUACGCCUUAUCAAGGAGGCGCAGCGCGACCUUACACAGGCCGGAAUAGUAGAGGUGCCGACGUCGCGACCGGUGAGCUCGGCGAGGCGGCGGUCCCCUCCGGUCGGUUCAGACAAGGCAACACAGCGCAACCU